AAGUCCAAAAGUUGACUUGUGUCUCUAAAGCAAAGGAUGCAUCUCACUUACUUGAUCCAUCUGUUUCACUUGAAAGGAUAUUUCAAGAAAAUUGUCACGAGGAAAAGCUUGAACAUAGAACUAUUGUAGAAAACGGCUGUUCUGCAUCAUGUCAAAACCAGGUGACUGGUUUUUGUGACGAGAACUUAUCUAUAUCAAUGGGGGUUCAAGGUAGUUCAGAUGUCAACCAUUAAAGGGAUGUAGAGCAUACUAGUGACCUAAAGGGCAUUGUCAACCUUGUAGGAGGCUAUUUCCAUCCUUUGCCUAUUAUAUCAGUAUUGCUGGGUACAAAAGAAGAAGAAAUCCACAUUUGUGUUUCCUGUGGUCUUCUUGUAGAUGGGACAGAACCUUGUUUGUCUACAAGGUGACUACUGAAGAACAAAGGAAAGGAUGCCCUUCUUUUGUUGGGUACACAUCUGUAGCAUUACCAUCUUCUGAAAUUGAUGAAGAAAGACGUGGCUUACAAUUCACCCCAGACGGGCAGUGUCUUGUUUUACUUGACAGUAUUAAAACACCUUAUUACAGGUUAACUGUUUCUUUAGGUUUCUAUCACGUCAAAUUGUUUUGAAACAAAUAUUUUACUAAUAUCAGAUUUAUUUUCUUAGGGAAGGGAGAAGAGAUUGUAUCUGCUCAAUUUGUCUUUCAGGCUGCGCGAAGGAGAACGUGGUAAAAAUUGUGCGAAUAAAUCCUGGUUAUUUUUCUUUGGUUGCAAAGGUGGAGACAAUUCAAAGUGUGCAAUGUAUAUUGGUUUGUGAAAAUGACUAUCUGCUAGCUGCUGGAAAGAGUGGGAGACUGCAUCUUUGGGUCAUGAAUUCAACAUGGAGUGCAUGGACAGAAGAAUUUAUUAUACCUGCUGGCGACUUCAUAUCUUGUGUAGUGGAGCUGAAGAAAAUUCGAAAGUGUGUUCAUUUGGUGAUCGGACACAAUGGUUUUGGAGAUUUUGUAUUAUGGGAUAUUAUGAAACGGGUCAGUAUCUCAAGAUUUUCUAGUUCUGGAGAUCCAAUUAAGCAAUUCAUACCAAUCAGUUUACUUAGUUGGCAGCCUGUAUUCAGCUAUGCUGAUAUGAAAGGGUGCAUUGAUGAAAUCCUCGCAGCAACAAAAUUUUGGUUUUUGGAACGUAAGGAUCGCUCUUUUCUUCCAUUGGAGGGGGAAGAUGUUGCAAUCUGGCUUCUUGUCUCAACUACUUCUGAUGCUCAGCAUGAACAUUUAUCAAGUAAUUGCCAAGCAAAUACAACCGGUUGGAGCCUCGCUUUGUUGGUGAAGGACACUGUGAUUUUGGGGAGUACAAUAGAUCCAAGGUGCUUUAAAGUUCUAUUCUACAUCUUAAACAUAAACUAG
Hibiscus syriacus is the source of this 1377-nucleotide messenger RNA. RefSeq lists its product as uncharacterized. The coding region runs from base 847 to 1377 and encodes 176 amino acids. The transcript is spliced from 4 exons. Gene Ontology annotation, cellular component: nucleus. NCBI's taxonomy places the organism in Eukaryota, Viridiplantae, Streptophyta, Magnoliopsida, Malvales, Malvaceae. The record is from RefSeq and is a predicted model, not a curated record. Gene Ontology annotation, biological process: regulation of cell cycle.